Messenger RNA from Morchella sextelata, 966 nucleotides. RefSeq lists its product as uncharacterized. Lineage: Eukaryota; Fungi; Ascomycota; Pezizomycetes; Pezizales; Morchellaceae. The transcript has 4 exons. The record is from RefSeq and is a predicted model, not a curated record. Gene Ontology annotation, biological process: carbohydrate metabolic process. Gene Ontology annotation, molecular function: hydrolase activity, hydrolyzing O-glycosyl compounds. Bases 1 to 966 code for a protein of 321 amino acids.
AUGCAGCUCCUCCCCCUUCUUGCCGCCGCCUUCGUGGGCCUCGCCUCUCUCGCCAGUGCCGCCAGCUUCACAAACCCGCUCAAGAACCCCAACGGCAGUGACCCGCACAUUGUCUACACCGGCGGCUACUACUACCUCACCACCACCACAUGGACAAACAUCCAGCUGACGCGCGCCACCACCAUCGCGGGGCUCAAGACGGCCACGCCCACCACCGUGUGGACCGACAGCACGGCCAGCCGCGCCGGCAACUUCUGGGCUCCUGAGCUCCACUGGAUCGACUCGAAAUGGUGGAUCUACUACACCGCCGGCACCGCAACCUGCUGCGACAACCAGCGCCAACACGUCCUCGAGGGCGGCAGCACCCCGCUGUCUGGCUACGCCUACAAGGCGCGCCUCUCCGCCGAGUGGGGUAUCGAUGGCACAAUCCUCCGCAUCGGAACAAGCAUGUACCUCGUGUGGAGUCGCUUCAGCCCCAACAGCCUGCAGAGUCUGUACAUUGCGCUCAUGAGCAACGCGUACACCAUUGGAACACCGUACUUGUUGAGUGAGCCGACAAACAGCUGGGAGGUCGUGGGCGGUGCGGUUAAUGAGGGGCCGGCUGCUAUGUACUACGGUGGAAAGACGUAUCUUGCCUACAGUGCUAGUUACUGCUGGACUGCCAGCUACCAGCUCGGUCUCCUUACCUGGAACGGCGGUGACCCGCUGCUGGCUAGCAGCUGGGCCAAGACUGGUCCCGUCUUUAGCAGUGCAAACGGCAACUACGGUACCGGACACAACGGAUUCUUCACCAGCCCCGACGGCACCGAGAUCUGGAACGUCUACCACGCAACCUCUUCGAGUGGGGGCGCGUGCGACGGAACCAGAUACACUAUGGCCCAGAAGGUCAACUGGAGCAACAAUGUCCCUGUGUUUGGGUCUGCGCCGAGCUUGUCGACCACUAUCACUGGGCCGUCGGGCGAAUAA